GUUUGACAGUAUUUCCUACUAGCGAUCUCGCCAUCAUGCCUGAGCCUGAAGACCUCGGUUUUAGCGGUCUUUUCCAAGACCCAGAAGGCUUCUACGAGCCGGAAAAACAACCCACCUUUGCGGAGCACCAUAUGCUCUCCGGCCAGACUCUCCGCGUACGGCUCGUUGGUAGCCAUCCACUCUACGGAGAUCUAUUAUGGAACGCCGGCCGCAUAAGCUCCCUCUACAUCGAAGAGAAAGCCCGUGAUCUCGUCGAAGGGAAAGAUGUUUUGGAGAUCGGAGCUGCAGCUGGGGUUCCUAGUAUAGUAAGCGCGAUCAAGGGAGCUCGCACCGUGAUCAUGACGGACUAUCCUGACCUGGACCUGGUUCAAAACAUGCGCGAAAACGCUUCGUCUGCGGCAUCUAUGAUUCCUGCGCAAACUUCUCUUCACGUUGAAGGCUACAAAUGGGGGGCCCCGGUAGAACCUCUCUUUGCCUAUCUUCCGUCAGGAGCAACAGGUUUUGACCUGCUCAUCAUGGCGGAUGUCAUCUACAGUCACCGCGAGCAUGAAAACCUGAUCAAAACUAUGCAACAAACAUUGAAAAAGUCGCCUGAUGCUGUCGCUCUUGUUGUCUUUACUCCCUAUCAGCCUUGGCUCCUACCCAAAAUCGCAAAUUUCUUUCCUCUGGCAGAAGAGAGUGGUUUCCAGGUGACUAAAGUCUUCGAACAAAUGGUCGACAAGGUUCUAUUUGAGAAUGACCCAGGUGAUGAAACGCUCAGACGGACAGCCUUUGGUUAUGAGAUUGGGUGGGCCAAGGAGCAAUUAUAGGAAGCCGGGAGUAGGAAAAUAAAACUAGAUUGUGGAAGCGCAUAGGACUGCUCCUUGUUUGUCUAUAUUUUGGCGGUUGGGAACGGUUCUCCAAGCCGAGAAUUCUAGUUUUACGAUGUUAUGCCCAAAAAAUGUUUAUAUGUAUAUGUGUCCAAAAAAUAGAACUUCUAAUGUUAUUCAAUAAACUUUCCGUGUCUC
Molecule: messenger RNA, 1007 nt
Organism: Monascus purpureus
Lineage: Eukaryota; Fungi; Ascomycota; Eurotiomycetes; Eurotiales; Aspergillaceae
Source: the annotation of a GenBank genome assembly